UAUAUUUUCCUAGGUUAACGAAAUAAAUAAAAAAUAAACAUUUAAAAAACAUUUUAGUUUCAUAUGGCGUCACGCUUAUCGCUAUUUUUGCGAACUCCACGCAUGCAUGUGUGAGACCAGUGAGACAAAUCAGACAAAUUUGCAUGGCAACACUUAAGUUGUCUUUUGUUCUUUCGUUGUAUGAUCGCAUACGCCGGUCGCGGAAUACGCAGUUCAGUUCGUGAUGCAGUGUGGGGUCGUCUUGUGUUCGAACGUUUUCUGAAAAAAAAAGGAUCUACUUGAUUUUCAUCAUUGGACAUAUCACGUUGCAUAUCGCUUCGUGUCAGUAGACCUAUUCUCUAACUCGCUAGCGACAAUCCGGUAUUGUUAGUGUCGUUGCGCAUUUUUUUUUACUAUGGCAUGUAUAAUAUCUGCGCAACGACGCUGUAACGAUAUUGAAUUGUCGCUAAAGAGUUACAGAAUAGGCCUACAAGAGCCACUGCCGGGACUCUUAUGGACUGCAAAGGCCAGUAAUAAAAUAAUCAUUGCAAAAACACACACUAAUAAAGUAUUCAGAUACCACGAGCGGCUGUGUAUGUGUGUCUAUGUGUGCGUGUACAAAAAGGAGACGGGGGAUUGACCCUUGAAACUGACAAAGAGGAAGGGCAUGUCAGAGCAUUACGUCGCGUGCGAGAAGGAGAGAAGAUUUUUGUCAUUGGAUAUAUCAUUGCAUGUCGCUUCGUGUCCCAUCACGCUAGUGUGCAGGAGCCAUUGGAUUCUUACAGACUGCAAGGGCUAGUGAUAAAGUAAUCACACACACUAUUAAAGUAUUCGGAUUUCACGAGCGGCUGUGUGUAUGCGUGUACGAAAAGGAGUCGAGGGAUCGACCCUCGAAAUAACCAAUUUUUCUAAGGAAAAAUUUUUUAUUGCACCAUGUCAUCGCAUCAUCGCUAGCGAUUUGUCGCCACAUGAAUAUAUACUGGGAGAAAAGCGACAGAUACUUGACGCUGGCGUUACUUUUCCCCCACUUCUUCCAAGUCGCCAGCGAUUUAUCGCUGCAUGAAUUCGCAGCUUGAGGCAGACCCGUGCACAAUACAAGAUCACGCGCACGCGUAACACCGACCAGCCGCAGGAAGAAAUUCCCGCGGGAAGCGCGUCUGUACUAGCAGCCGCGGAGGAAUAAACUCCCGAGAUAAAAUCUUGAAGAAGAGCGAACGCACACGGAAACGGCCAAGCGCGCGAGCCAGGAGGUAUAAAAGGCCUCCGCUCGCGUACUCAGCAUCCAUUCCGCCACCUCGAUUCCGAUCCGAAACUCCUCUGGCCGAACAAGCGGUAAAGGUUCUUUGCCGCUGUCGAGAUACUCGACAGAGCCGACGUUCGAAAGAACGUAGUUUCCGUCUGCAAACCACCCCGGAGACCAAACGGCGGUAAAGGUUCUUUGCCGCCACCAAGGUACUUCGUGCUCCGGGCGAUCCCAACCAGAACAAGUCCCGCGACUUCGCGCCGGCCAUUAAGCCGAGAAACGAAAGACCGCACUCCGAGCACGAAUUGCCAGGCAUUUAAAAGCGCCGUACUAAGCUAGCUCACGCGUUCGCGCCGUCGGCGCGCCUCGCGCCCCGCCGCAUACCAGCGCAACUGCGCUUCGAAGCUCGAUCAACCGAAGUUCGCGGUAAGCCGACCCCGCUUCUAAGAAUCACAAGAUUCCCGCUUGGCUCCACGGCCAAGGCCGUUUGUAAAUCGACUGUAAUCCGCCGUUCCAAGCUAUUGUACUCUUUUCCGCACGUCGUUUCAAUAAUACCGCAAUCUCUAUCUGUACCUAAACGUAAAUGUGCCGUGUCACACUGUCAUUGUAUUAUCGCGAAUUACACUUGUACCGAAGUAUAAAUCCAUCGAUCCGCGCUCGUCGUCGUUUCUCUCGAUCACGGCAGCGCAGCUCAAAUUGUAUCGCGUACACGACUUCGCAAUAAACUCACACGCAGACUGACAAACCAACGUUUAUUUUCUCUCUUUCGCCUCGAACCUAUUGCAUUAGCCGAACUGCGAGCUAAACCCGCGCACAGCAAAAACGGAAUAACGGUUGUUUCACAACAAUUGGAAAGUACAUGGUUCUUAAAGGAAUUAUUCAUGUUCCUCGAAAAAAUGAAGAUUAUAUACGACAAACUGACGAUGAGCAUCAUGUUUGUUCUAGUUCUUUAUCUCAAUUACCGUUUAAUUUGGUUACUAAUGUUAUUUUCGGUUCUAUGCAUAUGUGUUACCUGGAAAUAAUGAAAAAAUUACUUUUGACGUGGUUACGUGGUUCUUAUACAAAAAACACAAAACUAUCAGGUGUUGAAAUGAAUGUAAUUUCAACUAGAUUAAAGGUUUUCUUGAAGUACUGUCCACGCGAAUUUGCACGACGCAUCGAAUCGCUUGAUGGCUGUGAUCAAUUCAAAGCUACUCAAUGGCGUCAAAUAUUGUUAUAUGUUGGAAUAGUUUGUUUCAAAGACGUUGUAAAAGAUUAUAUUUAUUAUCAUUUUUUUACUUUUUCAUGUUUCUAUGCGUAUUUUAGUAUCUAGUGUUUAUAACUCUAAUAAUAAUCUUAUUUUUUGCGAAAUGAGUAUAAAACAAUUUGUCUUACUUUCUGAAGACAUUUAUGGAUCAACUUUUUUUAUCGUAUAAUAUACAUGGCAUUCUUCAUUUAAUUGAAGAUGUAUACCGAUUUGGCCCUUGCGAUAGUUAUUAUUUCCACACGAAAACAACAUGAUAGCUUUUAGAAAAAUGUGUCGAAAACCACACCUUUCCUUGCAGCAAGUCGCUGCAAGGCGUGCAGAAGAAGAAUAUUGCAGACAACAAAAUAAAUUACCCAAUGAUUAUAUCAAAGUAUGGAAAAAACAUGAACAAGGGCCAUCAUUAAAUGCUGACAAUGCUUUUGAAACUGUACUCAAUAUAAGUUUUUACAAAUUUCACGUAUAACCAUUGGUUGUUGUUUGCGUGACGACUGCUGUAUUUUGUCUGAUUGAACUAUAUGUUGUGUACAGAAUAUUUUACGUAGAGGAAAUAAUUAUUAUAUUAUUGUAAAAAAAUUUCUUCAAGUAGAAGAUUUGUAUUCUAUUGGAAUUUGUUCAUCAUUAGUUGAUAUUUACAAGUGUUCUGAGUUAUCUAAUGAUUGUUCCUUUGAAAAGUAUAAAAUCUAAAUGUUAUAAAAUGCCUUAUUGGACUUGUCUCUCUAACGAUGAAGUAAUGCAAUAUGAUUUAAUCAAAGAUAAGUGUGUCGUUGCAAUUAUGGAAUAAUAUAUUUUUAAAAAUAAAGUGUAACUGAAUUGCUGUCAAAAGUGUUUCUAUUGAUGAUUAUAUCAAUUUCUAUCACCAAAACUUAUACGGAUAACAUAUUUUCACAUCAAACAAUAAACGAUCCACGGACAGGCCAAAAAGAUUAGCGAAUAAGCCACGUAGAUAUAAAACUACUUCAAGUGAAGACAAAAUAAAAAAGAAAAAACCUAAACCUCUUGAUGAAUUGAAGACUAAAAAGAAAGUGUUUUAAAGUAUACAAAAUAUUUCUGAUAAUUUGAAGUUACACAAUACGACAUGUGCGUCAAUUUGUGUUAAUGGAAAUGCUACCAUUACAAAACCACGUAUAAUUGAGGUACUUACAGUUCUGGAGAUGCUCUACAAAUUACAUACAAUCAGGAAAAGAAUAAAUCAUCAUAUACUCCAAUACCACUUAAUGGACCAAAAUUUUACAAUUAAGAUAUAUAUAAUAUACAAAAUAAGCAAAAUUAUGAAAAAAUGCAACCAAAAAGUGUUACGAUCGAUAAUUCAUGCCAUAUACAGAAGGAAAAUAUGCAACAAUUAUUGAACCCUUACGAAAAUAAUUUGGAACGUAUAUUCAUACGUGAAGCUUGUAAAACUGCAUCCGAAACUCACAUUACACACACAAGUAGAGAAAAUUUAGAACCACAUAAUGAAAUGUAUACAUUUACAAAUGAUCAAUUUCUUCAACGUAAUAACUCAAAUGAUAUUCAAGAAUUAGUUAUUCCAUCAUCAUUUCCACCAUCAGUUAUUCCACGGCCAAUUGAUCCGCCUCAAAUACAAUCUUCAAAUACUGCAGAGCUAUCAAUUAAUCCACGACCGAUUGAAUCAGUCCAAAUACUUCCAAAUAUAGCAUCAGCAAUAGAACAAAAUGUCCAGUUAUAUGAUUUACUCAACAAAGUAAAACAUGAAAUACAAUCAAUAAAUGAACGAUUGAAUACUAUUGAACAUAAAAUAGAGUUAAACGUUUUAAAUGCAAUGCCAAUAAAACCGCUACUUCUUCCUUUUUCUACAAUAGAAGCAAUACAAAUGUUUCAGAAAGAUACCGUCUAUCAGGAUGUCGUUCAUUAUUUCAAGUUUUUAAAUUGUAUUACACUGAAAGACAGUUUUCAUCAGUGUAUAAAAGAUGCGUUAACAACUGAAUUGGCGGACUUUACAUGGUGGGAAAAAAAGGAUAAAAAAUUUCCCUUUUACAAUACAGUUUUAUCCCAAGCAAUUUAUCAAGCUGUAGCGACAAAUCGAUAUUAUCCAAAGCCAACAAGAGAAAAAUUUCAAAGAGAGGUUGUCGGGUCGUUAAAAAUAGCCAAACAACGAAUUAUAAAUUCCAGGAGUAGACAUCCAGGAUUACCAGGAAAGUUAGAAGAAGCUGCAAAUGCAUUGUACAAUGAAGGUGCUAAUCAUGAUUUGCAAGCCAAUAGGUUACUACAAAACAAUAAUAAACGCGAAAUGAAGGACUCAAGCGAUGACAGCGAUAAUUCUUCAUCGUCAAAUCUUGUUAAAGAAUAAUAAUUCUCUCCUCUCCUCAUCACUGUA
Messenger RNA from Solenopsis invicta (red fire ant), 4800 nucleotides. RefSeq lists its product as uncharacterized. Bases 3745 to 4773 code for a protein of 342 amino acids. The transcript is spliced from 8 exons. Lineage: Eukaryota; Metazoa; Arthropoda; Insecta; Hymenoptera; Formicidae. The record is from RefSeq and is a predicted model, not a curated record.